GCCAUUUUGGCUCAAGCCGUUCUGGGCUCAAGCUUUGCUUGAGUCUUCCGCGCGCGUCGGUUCAGAGCGGCUUCGCGCGCGGGGGCCAGUCGGUUGAUGCAGAUUGCCUGCUCCCCCGAGUGCCUGGGUGCGGUGGCCGAGGCGUUCACAGGCAAGCAGGUUCAGGUGCUCGUGCUCCGCGAUGCCGACAUCGUCGAGCUUGCGAUCGCCAAGACCCUGCGAGACGAGGAGUCGUGUUCGGCGCCUGUCAAGCAGGGAGUUGAGGCUACGGUCAAGGAGCAGAUCCUCAAACUCUUCGGCUUCGGGUCUGUACCCAAGGGUUCGGUGGCCCCGCCAGCCGCCGUCGCCAGCACUUCGGGAGUACAAGAAGCUGCAGGCGCAGGCGCGCUCGGAGGGGCCCCAGGUGAAGCCACCCACCCCGCCGCCAGCACCAGGGUGUCAGAAGGUGCUGGCGCGGGAGCCGCGGGUGGCUCACCAGGAGCCCUGGCUGGCUCGGGAGACGCCAGCCCUUGCCACGGAACCGCCUGCGUCCAGCGUGAGCGCUCCAACGCGAGAGCAGGCGGACAGGAAGAACCAGACCUUGCUUCACCUGCAGUUGGACCGCAUCUCCUCGCAGCAGGAGGCGCUGGCCCAGGCGGUGAAGGAGCUGCAGCAGAAGAAAGCAAGUCCCUCGCCUCGGAGGGUGUCGGCUCCGGCGUCGUGUUCGGCGCCUUCGCAGGGGACCCUCAAGAAGCGGCGUUGGCGCCGGAAGAGGGCCAAGAAGAAGGAGGAGCUGGAGCUGGAGCCGGACACACCACCACCUUGGAGGAGGUCGCCCCCGUGGAGGCGGUGAAGACCUUCGCCUUGGAUGUGCUCGACGAGGGGAUCAGCACUGAGGGCGAAGAAGUGGCGGCGCAGCAGGCUGCCCCUGCCGCCGGCCUUCGCACGCUCAGCGACAAGGACAAGGAGGAGCUUAAAAAGCAGCGGAAGCUGCUCGACGUGGAGCGCAGCCUUCGCAGGCCUGGCUGGGAGAAGGACCCAGACACGGUGCCGCUGGAGGUGCCCAACGCAGAGCACCAGCGCGCGGGCCUCGAGUGGAUCUGGGAGCAACUCGUAGCCAGGGCGAAGGAUCACAGAGCCCGCUUCCCAGAGGAGUGGGACUGAGGGCGCCUUUUCGGGCCAGGCUGCGUUGUAGAGCGGCUUGGCCCCCUUUUCUCCUCUCAGGGUCGCGCUCACAGGUGUUUCUCUCGUGCGUUGCGCGUCCUUGACUCGGACAGCUAUCCCCCUUGAUGAGCUGCGGCGGUGGCGCUGCGGUAUGCGAGUGGCAUAGGCUGCCAGGGGCCCUGCGCGGCUGCGCUGCGCUUUCGGGGUUUCUGCCUGCAUGGUUUUCUCUGUGAAUUUCAGUUCAUUCAUGGAUGUGGCG
This is a messenger RNA of Prorocentrum cordatum, 1402 nucleotides long. The record is from the annotation of a GenBank genome assembly. NCBI's taxonomy places the organism in Eukaryota, Dinophyceae, Prorocentrales, Prorocentraceae.